AUGCAUGUUAUUUCAACUCAUCCUUUGUUAUCACCUCUUUAUGGAAAAGAGGGUUAUGGAAUCAUUGGUGAUCAACAUUCAAAGCGCAUCCAAGAUACUCUUUCAAAGGUACUUGAAGAGAUGAAAGAGCUAUACAUAAUAGCCAUUCCCAUGAUCAUGGCCGGUCUUUUAGUGUACGGAAAAUCACUAAUCUCAAUGUUCUUCAUGGGCAUGAUAGGAAAAGACGCCUUAACCGGUGGCAGCCUCGCCAUUUGCGUUGCCAACAUCACCGGCUACUCCGUCGUAUCGGGGCUAGCCGCGGGCAUGGAAGGCAUUUCCUCCCAAGCCUACGGUGCCAACAAAUGGUCACUCAUGGGCCAAACACUAAACCGAACAAUCCUCAUUAUACUCACACUCGCCACAUUCCCUAUCUCAUUCUCAUGGUUCAACUCCAAACCCUUAUUCCUUUAUUGGUUCAACAACAACCAAACUCUCUCCACAAUCGCCACAACUUACCUCAAAUACUCAAUUCCUUCUCUAAUCUUACAAUCAUUCAUAAACCCGCUUCGAAUCCACUUAAGGACUCAGAAACUCACAAAACCUCUCAUGUUAAGUGCAGCCUUAGCGCUUGCUUCUCACGCUCCUAUUAACUACUACUUCAUCAACCAUCUUGGUUUCAACAACAUUGGAGCUGUCGCUCUCUCCGCUUCCUUAACUGACUUUAACAUUUUUGUAUCCUUAGCUUUCUAUCUAUACUUCUUCGGCGCCGUGACAUGGUCUUGGCCGGAAUGGUCAUUCCGCAACUGCUUCUUGGAAUGGAAACCAAUUCUCAGCCAAGCCAUUCCCAGUUGCAUCUCGGUAUGUCUCGAGUGGUGGUGGUAUGAGCUCAUGAUAAUGCUCUCCGGGUUGUUAGUCAACUCCGGAGAUGCAGUGGCCUGCAUGGGAAUUCUCAUGCAGGCUACAAUGCUGGUUUACCAGUUCCCGUUCGCCUUAAACCAAGCUGCUUCUACGAGAGUAGGCAUUGAGUUGGGGGCUAACCAGCCAAAGAAGGCGAAAACUGCGGCUUUCGUUGCCUUGUCAUGUGGCUUUGUAACAGGCAUUGUAUCUUUGGUUUUCAUGGUUGCGGUGAAGGACACAUGGGGGAAGAUUUUCACCAAGGACAGAGCGAUUUUAUCGCUGAGUGCGGCGGUAUUGCCCGUGGUGGGGCUGUGUGAGGUUGGGAAUUGUCCGCAAACUACUGUUUGCGGAGUUCUGAGGGGGAGUGGUAGGGCGAGUAUGGGUGCUUGUAUAAAUGUUGGGAGUUUUUAUGGUGUGGGGUUUCCGGUUGCUAUGUUUGUGGGGUUUAAGAUGGGAAAGGGGUUGAUUGGGUUGUGGGUUGGGUUGGUGGGGGCUCAGUUGGUUUGUGCUUUUGUCAUGGUUGUGGUUUUGGUCACUACUGAUUGGAAUGUGCAAGCGGAGAGAGCUAAGGAGUUGACUAGAUCAACAUCAAAUGAUGUUGAUGAUGGCCUAGUAUCGCUUGUGUUGGAAAACUAGGAUGUUUUUAUUUGUACUUAAUUUUAAUUAUAUUAUAUGGCGGCUUAAUUAACUAGGCUAAUUCACUGUUAGCUUAGAUGUGUUUGAGUUAUGUAUAUGGUUUUGUUUUUGUUCAUUUAAGUUUAAAGUAUUGAGUUAAUUUAAUUUAUAACUGAGAAUUGUUAUUUAUUAAAUUAAAAUGUAUAAAGUUUGAUAUUAAAUUGUGUAAAUAGGGGUAUGCCAUCUUGUCCUUUAGCAUUAUACCAUAGCUAGUUUUGUUAUGAUAUAUGAUAAUACAUUAACAAUAUUUUUCUUUAAAUUAAAAUUUGUAGAAAUAGUCCAUAUUACAUGAUUACAUUUAUAAUAUGAACCGAAUUUAAAUUGUAUGAUAUGCACAAUAAUAAUAUAUUAGCUUUGUUCAUUGUUAAAAAUAUAUAUUUAUUUUAUAUAAAGUGUGGCUAUGUAACAUAAUUCUUGAUUUAAUAAUAGUUUUUGAUUUUUUUAUGUUAACUUUAAAAGAAUAUCUCAAGUAUAUAUUUAACAGAAUAUUAAUUAUUUAUCUAAAUAUUAAGAUGUGUUUUAAUAUUAAUUUAUUUAAAUAAAUUAAUAUUACUUUUAAAUUUUAAUUGUAUAACCCUAACACGGAACACGAGUUAAGCUAAAUCUAAUUUUUAAAUAUGAAUUUCUUAUCCCCUAGAAUCCAUAUGCGAUUACAGCCCUAGAGUAUUUUUAACGAUUGAAAUUGACCUUCUAUCUCCUUAAGCAAAAUCGAUUCUUGAAGUCUACUCUCAGUUCUUAUAUUGCAACCAACAUAUGUUUCAACCGAUUCUUUGAAAUUAAUUCCAAUCCUAUCUUUCGUUUUAUGAGACUUAAUUCGAUCUUCAAAUUGAUCUUGGGAAAAUAAAAGGCUGCAAGAGAGGAGAGGAAGAGGCCGGGCUGGUCUUUUAUUAGAUCAUUUGGAAAAAUUGAUUCUUAUAACAGGAAAGGUAGGGUGUACAUCGGUCGGUUUGGUCGGAUUAUAGUAUAUUUUUACCAACCCAAUAUAAAUGUGGGUUGUAAAUAUUUAAAUGUAACCCGUCCAAUGAAAAAAU
This is a messenger RNA of Cannabis sativa, 2582 nucleotides long. RefSeq names its product protein DETOXIFICATION 49-like. The transcript is spliced from 2 exons. The record is from RefSeq and is a predicted model, not a curated record. Gene Ontology annotation, cellular component: membrane. The coding region runs from base 1 to 1512 and encodes 503 amino acids. Gene Ontology annotation, molecular function: xenobiotic transmembrane transporter activity; antiporter activity. Gene Ontology annotation, biological process: xenobiotic detoxification by transmembrane export across the plasma membrane. NCBI's taxonomy places the organism in Eukaryota, Viridiplantae, Streptophyta, Magnoliopsida, Rosales, Cannabaceae.